Molecule: messenger RNA, 3310 nt
Organism: Pelecanus crispus (Dalmatian pelican)
Lineage: Eukaryota; Metazoa; Chordata; Aves; Pelecaniformes; Pelecanidae
Source: RefSeq, a predicted model, not a curated record
AUGGGGACAAGAGCGGUCUUCGUUGACGCAAGAGAGGUCACCGUUGACACAAGGGACGUCCCCUUUGGCGUUGGAGACCCCAUGGGGACAAGAGCGGUCUUUGUUGACGCAAGAGAGGCCACCGUUGACGCAAGGGACGUCCCCUUUGGAACUGGAAGUGGCCCCGUGGGGACAAGAGAGGCCACCGUUGACGCAAGGGACGUCCCCUUUGGCGUUGGAGAUGACCCCAUGGGGACAAGAAAGGUCUUCGUUGACACAAGAAAGGUCACCGUUGACAAGAGAGGUGGCACCUGGGGCGCAAGGGACGUCCCCUUUGGAACUGGAGGUGGCCCCAUGGGGACAAGAGAGGCCACCAUUGAUGCAAGAGAGGUCACCAGUGACGCAAGGGACGUCCCCUUUGGCAUUGGAGACCCCAUGGGGACAAGAACGGUCUUCGUUGACGCAAGAGAGGCCACUGUUGACAAGAGAGGUGGCAUCUGGGGUACAAGGGACAUCCCCUUUGGAAUUGCAGGUGGCCCCAUGGGGACAAGAGCAGUCUUCAUUGACACAAGAGAGGUCACCGGUGACACAAGGGACAUCCCCUUUGGCAUUGGAGACCCCAUGGGGACAAGAGAGGUCUUCGUUGACUCAAGACAGGUCACCGUUGACAAGAGAGGUGGCACCUGGGGCGCAAGGGACGUCCCCUUUGGAACUGGAGGUGGCUUCAUGGGGACAAGAGAGGCCACCAUUGACACAAGGGAUGUCCCCUUUGGAACUGGAGGUGGCCUCAUGGGGACAAGAGCGGUCUUUGUUGACAGAAGAGAGGUCACUGUUGACACAAGGGACGUCCCCUUUGGCAUUGGAGACCCCAUGGGGACAAGAGAGGUCUUCCUUGACUCAAGAAAGGCCACCAUUGACAAGAGAGGUGGCACCCGGGGUGCAAGGGACGUCCCCUUUAGAACUGGAGGUGGCCUCAUGGGGACAACAGAGGUCUUUGUUGACUCAAGAGAGGCCACCGGUGACACAAGCGUCCCCUUUGGCACUGGAGACCCCAUGGGAACAACAGAGGUCAUCGUUGACGCAAGAGCGGUCAUUGUUGAUGCAAGAGAGGUCAUCGUUGACGCAAGGGACGCCCCCUUUGGAACUGGAGGUGGCCCCAUGGGGACAAGAGCAGUCUUUGUUGACACAAGAGAGGCCACCGUUGACAAGAGAGGUGGCACCCGGGGCGCAAGGGACGUCCCCUUUGGCAUUGGAGACCCCAUGGGGACAAGAGCAGUCUUCGAUGACGCAAGAGAGGUCACCAUUGACAAGAGAGGUGGCACCCGGGGCGCAAGGGACGUCCCCUUUGGCAUUGGAGACCCCAUGGGGACAAGAGCAGUCUUCGAUGACGCAAGAGAGGUCACCAUUGACAAGAGAGGUGGCACCCGGGGCGCAAGGGACAUCCCCUUUGGCAUCAGAGGUGGCUUCGUGGGGACAAGAGAGGUCAUCGCUGACGCAAGAGAGGCCACUGUUGACGCAAGGGACGUCCCCUUUGGCGCUGGAGAUGGCCCCAUGGGGACAAGAGCAGCCACCGCUGACCCCAGAGAUGGCAGCGCUGACACGAGUGGCAGCGCCGUGGGGCCAAGAGAUGCCACCGGUGACACAAAAGGUGGCACCCGGGGCGCAAGGGACGUCCCCUUCGGCACUCCAGAUCCCAUGGGGACAAGGAAUGUCACCUUUGACACCCGAAAUGGUGCCUGGGACACCAGGGACGUCCCCUUUGUCACCAGAGAUGCCCCCAUGGGGACAAGAAAGGCCACCGCUGACGGGAGAGGUGGCACCUUCGGCACUGGAGAGGUCCCCUUUGGCACCAGGGACGUCCCCGUGGGGACAAGAGAUGUCACCUCUGAGAGGAGAGACGGUGCCCAGGACACAAGGGAUGUCCCCGUUGGCGGCAGAAGUGGCCCCACGGGGUCAAGAGAUGUCACCUUCAGCACGAGGGACAUCCCCUUUGGCGGCAGAGACGUCCCCAUGGGCACGGGAGACGGCACCUACACCAGAGACGUCACCCGGGGCACGAGGGACGUCCCCUUGGGCGUACGAAAUGUCCCCUUUGGCACGAGAGACGGCGCCCAGGGGACACGGGACGUCUCCUGUGGCACCAGAGACGUCCCUGCGGACGCGAGAGAUGUCCCCUACCCCACGAGAGAUGGCACCUGGGGCACAAAGGACGUCCCCAUGGACGCGAGAGAUGGCACCUACCCCACGAGAGAUGGGACGUCCCCUUGGGCGUACGAAAUGUCCCCUUUGGCACGAGAGACGGCGCCCAGGGGACACGGGACGUCUCCUGUGGCACCAGAGACGUCCCCAUGGACGCGAGAGAUGUCACCUACCCCACGAGAGGUGGCACCUGGGGCACAAGGGACGUCCCCUUUGGCACCGUGGACAGGAGAGCCGUCCCCUUUGUCACAAGAGAUGUCACCUUCGUCACAAGGGACGUCCCCUGGGACAGCCGUGACGGUGCCAGGGACACGAGGGACAUCUCCGUGGGCACCUUGGACAGAUGUGACGGCACCCGGGGCACCGGGGACGUCCCCGUGGACACAAGGGACAGCACCCGGGAUGUCCCCGAGGGAGGGUUUUCCCCCGGGGGGUCCUUGGGGACUCCCGCCAGAGUCCCCCUUCCCGGGCGUCGGCGUCCCCGUGGCCGUGGGUCCCAAGAAGGAGGUGGCUCCGGUGGCCGGGGUUCUCGGGGACCCCCUCGGGGACACCCCCGCGGUCACCCCUCAGCUGGCCGGGGCCACCCAGGGCGGCACCCUAAGAGGGGACGCGGGGAGAGAAAUGUCCCAAGAGGUUCCCAAAAGGGUCACCGAGGAGGUGGCCAGAGAUGUCCCCAAAGGCGUCCCUGGAGAAGGUCCCCAAGGGGUCCCCAAGGAGGUGCUCAAAGUCCCCAACAGGGUCCCCAAAGGGGUCCCCGGGCAAGGGUCCACCCAGGUACCCGAAGGCGUCCCCAAGGAGAUGCCAAGAGAUGUCCCCAAAGGGUUCCCCGAGGAGAUGGUCCGAGAUGUCCCCAAAGGCGUCCCCAAGGAGAUGCCAAGAGACGUCCCCGAGGAAAUGCCACGCGAUGUCCUCAAAGGGGUCCCCAAGGAGAUUCCAAGAGAUGUCCCCGAAGGCGUCCCCAAAGAGAUGUCCCGAAAUGUCCCCGAAGGCGUCCCCAAAGAAAUGCCAAGAGACGUCCCCGAAGAAACGCCAAGAGAUGUCCCCAAGGAGACGCCAAGAGAUGUCCCCAAAGGUGUCCCCAAAGAGAUGCCAAGAGACGUCCCCGAGGAAAUGCCAAGAGAUGUCCCCAAAG